Molecule: messenger RNA, 2955 nt
Organism: Eimeria mitis
Lineage: Eukaryota; Apicomplexa; Conoidasida; Eucoccidiorida; Eimeriidae
Product: KH domain-containing protein, putative
Exons: 3
Coding region: 1-2955 (984 amino acids)
Molecular function (GO): RNA binding
Source: RefSeq, a predicted model, not a curated record
AUGGCUCGCAAGAGGCGGACUGAAGCAGAGGCGGCUGCCGGCGGCGCCGCGCCUGCUACUGCUAGCAAGGGAGGACAGCCUGGGGACAGUGCCUCCAAACCCAGUGACGGAGCCUCGAGCAGUAACCCUAAAGGGGGCUCUGCUCAUGGGCAGGGCCGGCAGAACAGGCAGGGAGGGGAGGCGGCGUCUCGCCAGAGCGGCGUCGGGGCGCCCUCGGCUGCGGCUGCAGAGGCUGAAGUUAAUACCUCGUUUUCUUCGGCAUCAACAAAGAGCAACAGCUCCGCAGCAAAGGAUGUUUUAAAGGAGCCAGAAGCCGCUUCUGGGAACCAGGACAGCUCCCCGGGGUCUGCGGUGCUGCUGCGCCGCGAAAUCGACAUGACUGGCAUGACAGCCAGCCAGAAGAAAAACCUCAAGAAGAAGCUGCGGAAACAAGAGCAAAAACUACAGGCAGCUGAGCUGAACGAUGCGAUGCGGGUGGGGGCGGGCGCAGCCACCCUAGCAUCUCGUCUGAAUAAGAUGGUUGAGGAGUGGGGAGGCAGGCUUGAAGGGUUAGAGGCUAGCAUUGGGCAGGGGGGAAACAUGAAACAAGUCAUCGAGGCGGCGGAGCAGCUGCAGAAGGAGAUGCAGGAAACGCAGGAUGAGGAGGUAGGCCGCGCAAAGAAGCCCAUCAACAAGCGCGCCACAGUGCAGCAGGUGCAGGAGAAGAUAAAGGAGGCGGAACUAACAAUUCAGAAACAGCAGAAGGAGCAACAGAGACUGAAUGCACAGCAGGGCAAACAAGGCGCAGAGGAGAGGAAUGCUGAGGUUGCUGCCUUGCAGUCUCGUCUGGAGGAGUCGAUGCGGUAUCUGACGCAUCUUAAGGAGCAGUUGGUGUUGACGCAGCAGCAGAGUGACCUUCGUACGUUUCAGCAGCAAGUGUCGGAGCUGAAGAUAUCCCUAGAACACGUCAUCAAGCAAGCUCGCAAGGCAGCGGCUCAGGCAGCAACAGCCACAGACAACCGCCGCGUGCAGCAGCGCGAGGGCCUCCUGCGGCGACGACUGAAGGAGGUGGGGGCAACGGUACCAGAAGACGGGGGAGCAUCACUGACAACGGUUCCUGUUUCACUGCCCCCAGAGGCUUCUUACAUUCUGCUGACACCCCAGGGUCAGCCUUCAUUGCUGCUGCGUAAAGUUGAGAGAAAGUUCGGGGUUCUGGCGGAGAAGAAAGGAGCAGGAGAGCGCGGUGUCAGUCUCAGCAUAAUUUCUUAUGCUCAGGAUGCAUGCGAUAAGUGUGUGGCUUUCUUGAAUGCAUGCAACUUCCCUCAGAUACCACUGGGGUUAACUACCUCCCCCAAUUGCGUUUCGCUUGAGGGGCAGAGCAUAGGUGCAUUCAUCGGUAGCGGCGGAGCAAACCUACGCAGACUCGAAGCCGAGCUCGAUGUUCUUCUCUGGGUUGAAGACAAAUGGAUCACUGUAUUGGGACACGAAGCAGCCGUCAAGAAGGCCAUCCCCCACAUCAAGGAGUCACGAUCGCCGCCGUCAGCAAGCGACAGCUCUGUACCUCAGCACAAGGUAGAGUUCGACGCCGAGGUGGUUCGUGCGAUGGCUCAAGGCACCUCGAAGACGCGGGCAAAGGUGCAGGAGGUGGAGAGUUCGUUGGGGGUGACGGUGCUUGUGAGGCCGCCGCGACGCGGUGACACGAGCAAGACGGCUGCGGUCGUUGUCAGGGGUGCAGACCAGGAGGCGUGUAAGAAAGCCUGUACAAGUCUGGAGAAUGCCUUCAAGGAUUUCGGCUCAGAAACUGUUGAAUGUGACAGGAUGAAGGCAACUAGGAUCCUUCGUGGGGCGCCUGUAGACUUUAACGUUCAGGGUCAUGAACUGAUCUCGCUGCUGCGCUGUGAUGAGGGGGUGUUACUGGUGGGUCCUUCUAAGUCAUUGCCGGCGGCCGCCGAGGCACUCCGUGCAGCAAUGGAUCAGUUUGCUCGCGCGACGGAGACGAUGGAGAUAAAGGCGACGCAGCUACGAAUUCUGGAUAGAGCUAAGAGAGGGGAGAUUGAAAGCCUCAGUGGCGCUUCUUGCAGGCCGCCCAUCCACGACGGAGAAAAGGUCACACUGACAUUCACGGGGCAUCCGGAUGCCGUGCAGAGGGCGUUUGAGUUGGUUCGUCAGACGCUAGAGGAGCAGAAAGAGGAGGAGAUGGAGCUUUCGCUUGCAGCUGCUCUUCUCUUCCUUGUUGAUAGGAGCCACCGCGACCUAGAGGAUGCGCAUGGCUUGCGCAUCCGUGUGGAUGUCCCGAGAAAGGCCCUUAUUGUACGUGGGGGAACAGAGGGCCACGAUGCGAUACUAGAAGCGAUCAAGAAGGUGGAAGAUGAAGUCGCUAGUAGCGGCAAGGUUGCUACAACAAUGGCAGUUCCCCGUGAGGCGGUACCUAUGAUUCUGGGCCGUCAGGGUGCGAACGUUCGUCGUCUGCAAAGCGAAUGCAAUUUAGACAACAUCGUUAUAGAUGGCCGCCCGCAGGCGGUGUAUAUGUUGGGUUCUCAAGCUGCAGUGGACCAAGCCACGGCAAUGCUGCAAGAGAUCGUUGCCAACAGCAGCGCGCCGCGAGCACAACAGAAUGGGGUCGACGGAGGUGAUGGCCGCCCGCGUCUAGGCGGCAGAGGAGUCGGGCGUGGCGAUCGUAACGAUGCAGGGGGAAGAGGAGAAGAUGGAGGUGCUCCUAGGAGACGGGGUGCAGCAAGCAAGCCGACAGCGCCCCCCAAGCCGUAUAAUGCGAAUGUAGAUGAUGAAACAGCUUUCCCGUCGCUCGGUGCUUGCAUGGCACGUCCGGGCGGUCGCUGGCAGAAGAAGUCACCCGAACCCGAACCUGCUGCAGCACCCGCGGAGGAGCCUGCAAAGGCGAGCAGUGAAGCCGUACCAGAGGUAUCAGAGGAAAUAGAGGAAGAAGAGUACGUUGGCGUUGAGGCUACUGCAAAUUAA